Saprolegnia diclina VS20 is the source of this 1021-nucleotide messenger RNA. RefSeq lists its product as hypothetical. The coding region runs from base 99 to 986 and encodes 295 amino acids. The record is from RefSeq and is a predicted model, not a curated record. Gene Ontology annotation, biological process: sterol biosynthetic process. Gene Ontology annotation, molecular function: C-4 methylsterol oxidase activity; iron ion binding. NCBI's taxonomy places the organism in Eukaryota, Oomycota, Saprolegniomycetes, Saprolegniales, Saprolegniaceae. The transcript is spliced from 3 exons.
CGCAACUUGGCGUUUGCGUCAUCGUGUACGUAAGCACCAAAGGUCAUUUUCGGUGCCGGUCACUUGCGAAUUGACCGCCAAGGACACGGACGACGACCAUGACGAUGAUGGCUUCGGCGCUCGACUGGAUCGAACGCUACGACAACCUCGACCUGCUCGAGCCCUACUGGGCAGCGCUCCAAGCGCGUUGCUCGGACUUUACCAUCUACUUUUGGUGCACGGUGACACUCUCGACGCUGGCGCUCUUUGGCGGCUCGCUCGUCUACGCCCUCAUGGACGCCACGCCCGCGCUGCGCAAGUACAAGAUCCAGCCGACAAAGCCUCCGACCAUCGCGCUCUACCUGCGCUGCCUCAAGCUCGCAGUCGGGAACCACCUCCUUAUCCACAUGGGCUUGCUCUACGUCAACUUGCCGCUCAUGCAGUGGCUCGGCAUCUCGGUCUCGUCGCCGCUUCCCAAGCCGUCGACAAUCGCGCUCCAGUUUCUCGCGUGCAUGCUCGCGGAAGACUUUUGCUUUUAUUGGUGCCAUCGCUUCUUGCAUUGGAAGCGCAUUUACAAGCACGUGCACAAAGUGCACCACGAGUACCGCGCACCGUUUGGGCUCACGGCCGUGUACACGCAUCCGCUCGAAGAGCUUUUGACGACGGGCGCGACGAUGGCGGGCCCGCUCCUCGUGUGCCGGCACAUGCUGCCAAUCUGGAUCUGGACGACGUACCGCUUGCUCGAGACGAUCGACUCGCACUCGGGGUUUGAGUUCCCGCUGGCGCCCGGCCAUUUGAUCCCGAUUCUGAGCGGUACGCUGCGUCACGACUACCACCACGAAAAGUUCGACUGCAACUUUGGCUCAAUGUUUUCGUUCUGGGACUGGGUCUGCGGCACAGACGCCGCGUUCCGCGAGCUUCAGCGCGCCAAGGCGGCCAAGGGCGAACCGUGUUGGCUUGAUGUCUUCGACUACUUGACACCAGCUGCCAAGACCAAGACCGUGUAGCGUCAAAGGUUGAAAAAUGAUGUUUUUGUUCGUCC